GGGUACGGUACGGACUACGGAAAAGGCCUCGUUUUAAGGCGCAACAUGACGGUUAUUUCUCAAAACAACAACUCUCACCUCACCUUCACCAACAUCCACCGUCAUGUCUUCUCUCCGGCGAUCUACUCCGUCCAUCCACCGCCACAUCCGAUCACUCUCCUCUGCAUCCUCUUCGUUUAUCGCCGCACCAAUCACCACCACCACCACCGGUUCCAAUUCCAAUUCCUACAACCAAAACCCUAACUUAUUACGGUGGAUUUCCGCCGCCGUCGCCGGCACCGGAAUCGGCGUCGGAGUAUCUCUUUACUGGUGUUAUCCUUCGGAAUCUUCUACGCAUGCGGUUAAAUCGGUUAUGAGCUUUGCUGAUUGGUUGACCGCAACCGUUGACGAUGUGAAGAAGUCGUACGAAGGUCAAAGUUUGUCAAGUUCUAACUUCUUCAUUAGAGAUGCGUUGAGGAGAAGGAUCUUCUUCAACUAUGAGAAAAGAUUGAGGUCGUUAAGUCCGCCUGAAAAGGUCUUUGAGUAUUUUGCAUCAGUCAAGAAUAGUGAAGGGGAAACUCUUAUGACACCUGGAGAUUUGAUGCGUGCUAUUGUUCCUGUUUUCCCUCCGUCUGAGUCGAACCUUGUAAGAGAAGGAUAUCUUAGAGGAGAAAGGCUGCCAGGGGAGUUGCAUUGUGCACCUUCACAAUUUUUCAUGCUUUUUGAUGUAAACAACGAUGGCCGCAUAUCCUUUAAAGAGUAUAUAUUUUUUGUUACAGUACUCGCCAUACCUGAGUCCAGCUUUUCAGUGGCUUUCAAAAUGUUUGACAUUGACAAUGAUGGAGAGAUAGAUAGAGAAGAAUUUAAAAAAGUAAUGGCGUUGAUGCGAAGUCAUAAUAGACAAGGGUCUUUUAAUAAGAGGGGACAUCGCACUGGACUUAGGAUUGGAGAUCGUGUAGAAAAUGGAGGACUGGUGCACUACUUCUUUGGUGAAGAUGGCAACCAGCGACUGCAUCAUGAUAAAUUUGUUCAGUUUUUAAGGGAUCUCCAUGAUGAGAUGAUAGGGUUGGAGUUCUCGCAUUAUGAUUUCAAUUCGAGUGGUGCAAUACCAGCCAAAGAUUUUAUGUUGUCAAUGGUUGCAUCUGGUGAUAUACGUCAUAUGAACAAAUUGCUUGACCGUGUGGAUGAAAUAGAUAAGGAGCCUGAUCUUAAAGAUAUACGCAUUACGUUUGAGGAAUUCAAAAACUUUGCAGAAUUACGUAAAAAAUUGCAGCCGUUUUCUCUAGCCCUUUUCAGCUAUGGGCAAGUCAAUGGGUUCUUGACAAGAAAUGAUUUUCAACGAGCAGCUUCCCAUGUAUGCGGUGUAUCACUGAGUGACAAUGUAAUAGAGCUGAUAUUUCACCUAUUUGAUGCAAAUCAAGAUGGUCAUUUAUGUUCCGAUGAGUUUUUACGCGUUAUGCAUAGACGAGAAAAAGAAACGGCUCAACUCACUAACUCAGGAAUCAUGAAGGUGUACUAAGCAAACACUCCAUUUUGAAGAUAUACACAGCACAAGCCAUAUGUAGUUAAUUUCUGCUGGUUUUCAAACCCGAGAAUUUGGCAGGCAUUUGUGUAGUUCAUCGUUUGGUAUUGUAUCUUCUAUUCUUCUAUUAUGUCACUCAAAACUCCAACUAGAAAUGUAUAGUCGGAUAAGUUGUUACUUGCUAUAAUAUGUCGCCUGUGUGAUAUUUAGACUUGCUAGUGGCAGGACUUGAGAAUCUU
This is a messenger RNA of Helianthus annuus (common sunflower), 1740 nucleotides long. Its product is annotated as calcium uptake protein, mitochondrial. Gene Ontology annotation, biological process: mitochondrial calcium ion homeostasis; calcium import into the mitochondrion. The coding region runs from base 104 to 1498 and encodes 464 amino acids. The transcript is spliced from 7 exons. The record is from RefSeq and is a predicted model, not a curated record. Gene Ontology annotation, molecular function: calcium ion binding. Gene Ontology annotation, cellular component: uniplex complex. Lineage: Eukaryota; Viridiplantae; Streptophyta; Magnoliopsida; Asterales; Asteraceae.